CAAGGGGAUUGAUUGUUUUGACUUCACACGAGCAUGCCCCCCUACGCUGCAAAAGAUAUGGGCGACAAGAACAACGAUAAUCUUCCAUCGGCCGGAUUUUUAGACGAAUCUCGGUUUAGCACUGGGGAGCCCCCCCUUAGAAUGCCGGGAUAUGCGAACAGUCUUCUUUCACAGUCUCCCUCACCCAACACGCCGGUGGAAAAUCUGGUGAGGCACGGAAACUUAGAAACAAAUCGAAUCAUUGCAGCAUUAGCUACGAAAAGACGAGCGGAGGAGGAUUGGACAGGGAGAUCUCCUAAAAGACAUCAGUACCAGCGAUGCUUUGAUUCCUCAGAGAGCAAAACGUCCCUUGCGAUCAUCUUAAAGGAUCGCACGAUCGACGCCUUGGCUCGACAACAAUUUCAGGAGGCAUUAAGAUUUAUGAGCUCUUCGGGUACAGUUGCAUCACGGCAGCGGCAGUUCGAUCCUUCGGCCUUUGCUUGCCUUGAAAGCCAGCGCGACUACAAUGCGUUUUUAUCGUCACAGCUUGGGAUAGUUCAAGGCUUGGAGGCCUACAAUCUACCCACACAAGCUCAGCUUCUCUCCCAACCAUUGCAGCAUCGAGAUCUUACCGAUGUGUCGCUAGCUCAAGCACAUUAUUUGCCGCUUCCAAAUCUUCAAGCAAGCCUGAGCUCGCGUCAUCUUAACUUACCUCUUCUUUUUCAGCCUCGAUUCCUCCCCGGGAGCUCUCUUCAUCAUUUUCAACGUCCCAUGCAAGCAAGCCUAGCGACAAGGUUGCACAAUAUUGAAGGAGAACUGGGGCUGCAGGCGCAAUCUUUUGGGGUAUCGUCGCUCACACCGAGACUGGGGCAAACGGUACCUAUUCGGGGUUUUCCUACCGAAAAAUUGGCUUCCCAAUCACGGCUUUCGCUUCCUCCUUGUGACGAAGGCCAAGUCCUCCCUUACACGAGCCGAGGCAACUUCGCUCUUGGAAUCGACGAAGAUUCCAAUUGGCUAUCGGAAUUUCACUGUUUCGUGCGAUCUGAGCUCAUCGAAGUUUUUCGUGCAGGUCGAGAAGACUGCAAUUCUCGAAACAACUCCAUCUCUUACCAGCAAGUGGGGAUUCGAUGCCGAUUUUGUGCGCAUAUGUCGUCAAGCGCCAGAGCUGGUAGAUCUUCGGCAUUUCCCUCGUCGCUCCGUCAGAUCUACCAGAGUUUUACGAUGAUGCUCCGUGAUCAUUUCGGAAAUUGCGAGGCCAUGCCGGCUGCUAUACAUCGCAGGUUCUUGUCUUCAAAGGAGAUGCCCUCUCAAGGUGCAACAGAUUCCAAGCGAUUCUGGGUUUACUCGGCCAUGAAAAUUGGUAUGGCGGACUCGUCCGACGGCAUCAUCAUCAACGAGCGCACAGUCGCUGUCGGAUCCAGUGCUUCUUCGUUCGGCACAAACCCUAAUGAGCCUUGGGCUGAUGAUGCCUUAGCUUCGAUUGCACUGGUGCUUCCAAGAGACCGUAGCCUUGUAUCUGAGUUUCUAGUCGUGCUCAUGUCACAAGUGCAACUUGUCAGAUUGACCGAAUCCGAGCGAAUCGGCAAUCGCCGAAGCCUACACAUUGGUCUCACAGGCUUCGGUUGCCGAUGUUGUUGUGAACAUCGUCGUCUCGGACUUUGCCGUGUGUUCCCGGCACGACGUCGAACGCUUCCAAGUAAAGUCAAUGAUCUUUAUGACCAUAUCCGGCGCUGCACCGUCACUCCGCAGCAGGUGAAAGAUCGGCUCAUGGGCUUGAAGUAUCAAAGGGAUGCUGAUAGCUCUCCUGGCCGAGACGAAGAGAAGGAGUUCUACGAUCGUAUCUGGACACGUCUUGGUCAUAGUUCAAACUCUCCUUAGUGUACUCGCUACAAAAGUGAUUCACGAGCAGCACAUUUUUGAAAUACACACAGCACAAUGAAAAGCUCUUGACAAUGCGUGUAUACUUGAUAAGUAAUUUUUUUGGUCAUGCGAAAUUUCCAUUGUAAUGGUGAUUUUCCCGCUGUUUUUUUUUUUCUCAUCGGUAAUUGACAUUAAUGUAAACUCGGAGAAAAGGAAAAGUAAUUUUGAUUCAUCGGCGAUAAAAUGAGGUCUUUGCUAAUGUCAACAUAUCGUGUUCC
Molecule: messenger RNA, 2117 nt
Organism: Phaeodactylum tricornutum CCAP 1055/1
Lineage: Eukaryota; Bacillariophyta; Bacillariophyceae; Surirellales; Neidiaceae
Exons: 1
Coding region: 34-1857 (607 amino acids)
Source: RefSeq, a predicted model, not a curated record